AUGUCUAACGCAAGGCAUUGGGAACAAGACAAAGAGGCGACCGUGUACAUCGGAAACCUCGAUGAACGCGUCACAGACAGCCUGGUAUGGGAACUGAUGCUGCAGGCCGGGCGCAUCGUCAACGUUCACCUGCCCAAAGACCGGGUCACGCAGUUGCACCAGGGAUAUGGAUUUGUUGAGUUCAUGACCGAGGAAGACGCGGAAUAUGCAUCGAAGAUCAUGAAUGGAAUCCGUCUCUACGGCAAACCCAUUCGUGUUAACAAGGCGUCGGCCGAUAAGCAAAAGACUGUGGAAAUUGGCGCAGAGCUGUUCGUGGGUAAUCUUGAUCCUAUGGUUGCCGAGCAGGGUCUGUACGAUACGUUCAGCCGCUUUGGAAACCUUGUCAGCCCGCCUAAAGUGAGAUCUCCUCCUCCUAAUACAAACAAGAUGGACACCGUUAACAGCCCCUCAAAGAUUGCGCGCGAUGACAACAAUCUCUCUAAAGGAUAUGGAUUUGUUUCUUUUGCCGAUUUCGAAUCCUCGGACGCGGCCAUUGCCAACAUGAAUGGCCAGUACCUGAUGAACAAACAGGUUUCGGUACAGUAUGCAUACAAGAAGGAUGGAAAGGGCGAGAGACAUGGUGAUGAAGCGGAGCGAAUGUUGGCAGCUCAAGCUCGCAAGCAUAAUGUACAACUCCCGACCCAGCAACCUCCUCAGUUCCCUGGCGCUCCUCCUGGCGCACCAGCAACGCCUGCCAUGUCCAACAGCGAUAUCUCUCGACCUAUGAGCACAGCACCCGACCUAGGCAUGAACCGGGGUUUGCCGCCAGCCAUGCCCUACCAGAAUGCACCCCCUCCAAUGCCCUACCAGGCCGCUCCCCCUCCAAACCGACAUGUCCCACCUCCCGUUCCUUCACUCACUACCCCACCUCCCGGGCUUCCAGCUCGACCUCCUCCUUCCCAAGCUGGCUACGGCGGCCCACAGGCCUUCUUGCCACCUGGAUUCAAUGGUGCAGGUCAACCGCCCUUCGUCCCACAAGCUGCAGCUCCCCCUGGGUUUGCGCCGCCGCCUGGAUUUGGACCUCCCGCUGGGGCCCCUUCGAUGCCACCCGGCUUCCAACAGCCCGGAUAUGGAGGAACUCGUUGA
This is a messenger RNA of Penicillium griseofulvum, 1125 nucleotides long. Its product is annotated as U2 snRNP complex subunit HSH49. Gene Ontology annotation, biological process: positive regulation of mRNA splicing, via spliceosome. The transcript is spliced from 2 exons. The record is from RefSeq and is a predicted model, not a curated record. The coding region runs from base 1 to 1125 and encodes 374 amino acids. Gene Ontology annotation, cellular component: U12-type spliceosomal complex; nucleolus. NCBI's taxonomy places the organism in Eukaryota, Fungi, Ascomycota, Eurotiomycetes, Eurotiales, Aspergillaceae. Gene Ontology annotation, molecular function: RNA binding.